Raphanus sativus (radish) is the source of this 1664-nucleotide messenger RNA. Its product is annotated as 1-aminocyclopropane-1-carboxylate synthase 4. NCBI's taxonomy places the organism in Eukaryota, Viridiplantae, Streptophyta, Magnoliopsida, Brassicales, Brassicaceae. The transcript is spliced from 4 exons. Gene Ontology annotation, biological process: biosynthetic process; amino acid metabolic process. The coding region runs from base 80 to 1501 and encodes 473 amino acids. The record is from RefSeq and is a predicted model, not a curated record. Gene Ontology annotation, molecular function: transaminase activity; pyridoxal phosphate binding.
CAACUCUCUCUCUCUCUAGUUCUUGAUUUGUCAAUUAUUGUUAAAUCUUUUGACAGCAAAAAACAAGAAAACAAAAGAAAUGGAUCUGUUGUCAAGAAAAGCUACAUGCAACAGCCAUGGCCAAGACUCUUCGUAUUUCCUUGGAUGGGAAGAGUAUGAGAAGAACCCUUACGAUGUCGUCAAGAACCCUCACGGCAUUAUCCAGAUGGGUCUUGCGGAAAAUCAGCUAUGCUUCGAUAUUUUAGAGUCAUGGCUUAUACAAAACCCGGACGCGGCCAGUUUCAAGAGAGACGGACAGUCUAUUUUCCGGGAACUCGCUCUCUUUCAAGACUAUCAUGGCCUCUCAUACUUCAAAAAUGCGUUGGCUGAUUUCAUGUCCGAAAAUAGACAGAACCGAGUUUCUUUCGAUUCGAACAACCUUGUCCUCACGGCUGGAGCCACUUCCGCAAACGAAACUUUAAUGUUUUGUCUUGCAAAUCCUGGAGACGCUUUCUUGCUUCCCACGCCGUACUAUCCGGGGUUUGAUAGGGAUCUAAAAUGGCGUACCGGGGUUGAGAUUGUACCGAUCCAAUGCUCGAGUAGUAACGGGUUUCGCAUAACAGAACUUGCACUCGAAGAAGCCUACGAGCAAGCCAAGAAGCUUAACCUAAACGUCAAAGGAAUUCUCAUAACCAACCCAUCUAAUCCUUUGGGCACGACAACGACCCAAACCGAACUUAACAUUCUAUUUGAAUUCAUCUCUAAGAAUAAGAAUAUACACCUAGUAAGCGACGAGAUCUAUUCAGGAACAGCCUUCAGCUCUUCAGAAUUCAUCAGUGUCAUGGAAAUUCUGAAGAACAACCAUCUAGAAAACACUGAUGUUUUUAACCGUGUCCACAUUGUUUAUAGCUUAUCUAAAGAUCUGGGCCUUCCUGGUUUUCGAGUUGGAGCUAUUUACUCCAACGACAAAGAUGUCAUCUCUGCCGCUACAAAAAUGUCUAGUUUCGGCCUUGUCUCCUCCCAAACACAAUAUCUAUUAUCCUCAUUACUAUCCGAUAAGAAGUUUACCAAAAAAUAUCUUAGAGAGAACCAAAGCCGGCUCAAGAAUAGACAAAGAAUGCUCGUGACUGGUCUAGAGGCCAUAGGGAUCGGAUGUCUCAAGAGCAAUGCGGGGCUCUUCUGUUGGGUCGACAUGAGACAUCUCCUUAGCUCCAAAACGUUCGAAGCCGAGAUGGAACUUUGGAAGAAGAUUGUUUACGAAGUGAAGCUCAACAUCUCUCCCGGCUCGUCGUGCCAUUGUGAAGAACCUGGCUGGUUUAGGGUUUGUUUCGCGAACAUGAGUGAGGAGACAUUGAAGCUUGCUUUGAAGAGAUUAAAGAACUUCGUUGAUAAUGGAAUCUUAACUAGAAGUUGCCAAGUUGGUCAAAGCUUAAAGAGUUCGAGGAAGAAGACGACCAUGACUACAGUUUCUAACUGGGUUUUCCGACUGUCUUUCCACGACCGUGACGCGGAGGAACGAUAGUCCGGUUUUAUUUCAAGUUUAUUAAUAAUAUUAUUAUUUUUUGGUCAUUUUUGUAUUUUUAUUACCAGAAUUGUAUUUUGGUAUAUAGCUGUUGGAGAGAAAGUGAUGGUCCGCACGUGUAUAUGCUGCGGUCUUUUCUCGAAUGAAAAAAAUGAAAAUAAAA